Molecule: messenger RNA, 1552 nt
Organism: Bubalus bubalis (water buffalo)
Lineage: Eukaryota; Metazoa; Chordata; Mammalia; Artiodactyla; Bovidae
Gene: PDCD2
Product: programmed cell death 2
Exons: 6
Coding region: 91-1173 (360 amino acids)
Cellular component (GO): cytoplasm; nucleus
Source: RefSeq, a predicted model, not a curated record
GCCCGCCGUCCUCACUUCCGGCGCCGACUUCCGGCGGCGGUGGCGGCGGUGGCGGCGGAUCCGUGGAACGAGUAGCCUACACCCCACGCCAUGGCGUCUCAAAGCGCUGGGCCGGCGGAGCUGGGCUUCGUGGAGCCGGCGCCGUCGUGGCGGCUGCGCAGCGAGCAGUUCCCAAGCAAGGUGGGCGGCCGGCCGGCGUGGUUGAGUGCGGCCGGGCUGCCCGGGCCCCCGGAGCUGGCCUGCCCGCUGUGUGGCCGCCCGAUGGCCUUCCUGCUGCAGGUGUACGCGCCGCUGCCGGGCCGCGCCGACGCUUUCCACCGCUGUCUCUUCCUCUUCUGCUGCCGGACGCCGCCAUGCUGCUGCGGCCUGCGCGUUUUCAGAAAUCAGCUCCCCAGGCAAAAUAACUUCUACUCCUACGAGCCACCUUCUGAGGAUCCUCCGUCAGAGACAGGAGAGUCUGUAUAUCUCCACCUCAAGUCUGGUGCACAUCUCUGCAGAGUUUGUGGCUGUUCAGGCCCCAAAAGAUGCUCCAGAUGUCACAAGGCACAUUACUGCAGUAAGGAGCAUCAGAGUCUGGACUGGAGAUUAGGACAUAAGCAGGCUUGUGCACAGACAGAUAAUUUGGACAAUACAGUUCCAGAUCACAACUUCCUUUUUCCAGAAUUUGAAAUUGUAAUAGAAACAGAAGAUGAGAUUAUGCCUGAAGUUGUGGAAAGAGAUGAUGAAUCAGAGAUUAUAGGAACCAUGGGUGAAGCACAUAUGGAAGAAUUGGAAUCCAUGGCAAAACAUGAAUCUAAGGAAGAUAGAAUUUUCCAGAAGUUUAAAACUAAAAUAUCCCUUGAACCAGAACAGAUUCUCAGAUACGGCAGAGGGAUUGCCCCGCUCUGGAUCUCCGGUGAAAAUAUCCCUCAAGAAAAGGAUAUUCCAGAUUGCCCCUGUGGUGCUAAGAGAUUAUUUGAAUUCCAGGGUAAUUUGAGGACUGACCCAAAACGGACUGGCGCUCGGCACCUGACGCCUGCGACGAGCUCGUGCACAGCAGUCUGGUGGCGGUGGUGGCAGAGCGCUGCCUCGGACUCAUCCCAGGCCAGGCCCUCAGGCCCCUUUCUGGUCCAAACAAACACAUCGAUAGACUGCCUUUCUGUGUUCCACAGUAGUGUUUCUUCAGAGUCAUAGCAACGGCAUCUUCCAUUCAGGUUGUAAACAGCACAAAAUAAAAGUUGCCCAAAUAGAAGCCUCUGCCCUGUUUUUGUGGCGUUAUUAUUAAUAAAAAAUAAUUAGCUUAACAGCCAGGUUAAACACAUCAGCCGAUCUUAUACUUGGGAACUUCUUUCUCAGAUAAAAGGACACCAGAUAUAAAGAGGGACUUUAAAGAAGCACAGAGCUGCAAAGUAUUGUUAGAUUGUUAGUAAGUUACCAGUGUAAUGUCUGCAACCUUGCUGUAAAAUGUGGAGACUGAGAGAUCGGGAUCCCUACAGUAGCCCUGGCAGGGAAGAUCUGGUCUGUUGAAAACUGUGUGUGCUCCUCAUCUCCAAGGAGAGCUCUGAUUGUGCCA